Molecule: messenger RNA, 3741 nt
Organism: Perognathus longimembris pacificus (Pacific pocket mouse)
Lineage: Eukaryota; Metazoa; Chordata; Mammalia; Rodentia; Heteromyidae
Product: peroxisomal bifunctional enzyme-like
Exons: 7
Coding region: 87-2258 (723 amino acids)
Biological process (GO): fatty acid beta-oxidation
Cellular component (GO): peroxisome
Molecular function (GO): NAD+ binding; (3S)-3-hydroxyacyl-CoA dehydrogenase (NAD+) activity
Source: RefSeq, a predicted model, not a curated record
CGGAAAAGUGGCUGGGCCUAUAAGAGGGGCAGAGGCAGGGACAGAAGCUACCUCGGUCACAGAGGUAACUUCAGUGACGGGGGAAAAUGGCUGAGUACUUGAGGCUGCCCCAAUCCCUGGCGCUCAUCCGCCUGCGAAACCCGCCUGUCAACGCGGUCAGUGUGGCUGUACUCCGUGGAAUAAAAGAUGGACUACAGAAAGCUAUAUCAGACCAUACAAUAAAAGCCAUUGUGAUUUCUGGAUCAAACGGCAAAUUCUGUGCAGGUGCGGAUAUCCAUAGCUUCAGCACUCCUCAAUCCUCUGGCAUCGGAUUGGGAGGUGUAGUAGAUGAACUGCAGAGAAAUAAGAAGCCUGUGGUGGCAGCUAUCGAAGGCGUGGCUUUAGGAGGGGGACUGGAGCUGGCCUUGGGCUGUCACUAUAGGAUUGCACAUGCAGAGACUGAGAUUGGCUUCACAGAAGUCACUCUGGGAAUCCUUCCUGGUGCAAGAGGAACCCAGCUUCUUCCCAGACUCAUUGGACUUUCUGCUGCACUUGACCUGAUAACCUCAGGAAGACGUAUUUUGGCAGGUGAAGCACUCAAGAUGGGGAUUGUGGAUAAAGUUGUGAACUCAGAUGUGCUUGAAGAAGCAAUCAAAUUUGCCCAGCAAAUUGUUGAUAAACCUGUGGAACCACGCAGAAUCUUGAACAAGCCAGUUCCGAGCUUGUCCAACAUGGACACCAUUUUCAGUGAGGCCUUUAUCAAGAUGCGGAAGCAGUACCCUGGCGUUCUUGCUCCAGAGACCUGUGUCCGUGCAGUGCAGGCCUCUGUGAAGUAUCCCUACGAAGUGGGCAUUAAGGAGGAGGAGAAGCUCUUUCGGUACCUAAGGGAAUCAGGGCAGGCCAGAGCCCUGCAGUAUGCUUUCUUUGCAGAAAGGAUUGCAAAUAAGUGGUCAACUCCCUCUGGGGCAUCCUGGAAAACAGCUUCAGGGAGACCCAUCUCUUCAGUUGGUGUUCUUGGUUUGGGAACAAUGGGCCGAGGCAUUGCCAUUUCCUUUGCAAUGGCUAGGAUCCCUGUGAUUGCCAUAGAAUCAGACCAAAAGCAACUAGAAGCUGCAAAGAAGGCAGUAGCUUCCAUCUUGGAAAAGGAAGCAUCCAAAAGGCAGCAGAGUGGCAAAGCAUGGUCAGCACCAAAACUCAUCUUUGCUUCAUCUGUGAAGGAGCUUGCUGAUGUCGAUUUAGUCGUGGAGGCAGUAUUUGAGGACAUGAACCUGAAGAAGCAGGUCUUUGCUGAACUGUCAGCUGUGUGCAAGCCAGGAGCAUUUUUAUGCACCAACACAUCAGCCCUUGAUGUGGAUGAGAUUGCUGCUGCCACGGAUCGUCCACAGCUGGUGAUUGGCACCCACUUCUUCUCACCAGCACAUGUCAUGAGGUUGCUGGAGGUUAUUCCCAGCCAUUACUCUUCCCCCACCACCAUUGCCACUGUUAUGGAUCUAUCAAAGAAAAUUAAAAAGAUUGGGGUAGUUGUAGGCAACUGUCAUGGCUUUGUUGGCAACCGAAUGUUGGCUCCAUACUACAAUCAAACCUAUUUCUUGUUAGAAGAAGGAAGUAAGCCAGAGGACAUAGAUGGGGUGCUGGAAGGGUUUGGUUUUAAAAUGGGGCCCUUUAGAGUAUCUGACCUUGCUGGCUUGGAUGUGGGCUGGAAAGUUCGCAAAGGGCAAGGCCUUACUGGGCCUGCAUUGCCUGCAGGGACUCCUGCACGCAAGAGGGGCAAUGCAAGAUACUGCCCAAUUGCUGAUAUGCUGUGUGAAUCAGGAAGAUUUGGCCAGAAGACAGGCAAGGGCUGGUACCUCUAUGACAAGCCACUAGGUAGGAUUCACAAACCUGAUCCCUGGCUUUCCAAGUUUCUGUCUCAGUACAGAGAAACCUAUCACAUUGAGUCCCGUGUGAUUAGGCAGGAUGAGAUCCUUGAGCGCUGCUUGUAUGCACUCAUCAAUGAAGCUUUCCGUAUCUUGGGAGAAGGCAUGGCUUCCAGCCCAGAGCACAUUGAUGUUAUCUACUUGCACGGGUAUGGGUGGCCAAGGCACCAGGGUGGGCCCAUGUUCUAUGCUUCCACGGUGGGCUUGCCCACAGUUCUAGAGAAGUUGCAGAACUAUCACAGGCAGAACCCUGAUAUUCCCCAGCUGGAGCCUAGUAACUACCUAAAAAAGCUGGCUGCCCAGGGAAACCCUCCUCUGAAAGAAUGGCAGAGUUUAGCAGGGCGGCCCUACAGUAAACUGUGAUUCAGCUAGUGGUUUGUGAGCACCUGCUGGCUUCCAGGAAAGCUCACUUAAUUUCAGUGAAAUUGAAUCUCAGGAUCCAAGUAAGAAUGCUAAGAAAUAUGAAGAUAAUCAGCAACAUUAAUAAUAAUCCUUCAGUUAACGCUCCUUUGGAUUUCUUCCUGAUGAUUAUGAUGAGUCAAGUGUUUUGGAAUGUGCUUCCUUUCUUCUUAAUGUGUUCCUGUCAGACAGCCUUAAGGAAUAAGCUCAUGUACAUAAAAUAGCACAUUAUUAAAUGAGAGACGUUGAGGAAUAAAUAUACUAGUGAGUGGCAAAAUAUCAAUUAAUAAAUGAUAAAUUCAGCUGAGUUAUGCAAUAGUUUUGACCUACAUCCUCAGAUAGACAGGAGUCUUUGGGGCCACAUUCACAUGCAGCAUCUGAGCACUUUGGGCUCACCUGAGUCUACAGUGGCAAUCAUCCAGCAUGGAAGCCCAUGCUGUGGCCCGUGGAGAUGGCUGUCAGCAGCAGUCAGCAGGGAGGGUCUGUAGGAGGGGCAUGGAAAGCUGCCCAAGGACAGACAGAAGUGGAGACCUGAAAAGGUGAGACAGGAAUUGGUGAGGCAUUGAAGGCAACUCAAGGGGAGCCUGGCUGCCCAUGUGCACACACAUUCUAAGGCCAAGGCACAUGUGCCCAUUUAUGUCAUGCUUGCUGGCUUCUUGGUACUAUUUCUUGCUCCAUGCCCAGGUCAGGGAAUGUUCACACCCAAAUCUAGUCUUUAUGGUCAUAUUCCUUUAAAGAGAAGGAAUACAAAGUAUUAUUCAUGUUAUCUAGAAAGGGAUCUUAGAGAAUGCCUAGUCUUCAAGGCUUUCUAAGUUCUGUGAUAGAGUAAGGGUGCCUGUUUUCUUGUCAUGACAAGCCUUGGUGACAUCAUAUAUGGAAAUGUUUGAAUCCAGAAACAUCUAAGAUGAUUACAAAACAAAUAUUGCAGAGUUUAGUUCUUUUACUAAAAGUUUUUGCUUUGGAUUUUUCCAAUGUGAUGAAAAGUUAAUGAACUAGUCAGUAGAAAAACUUAUAUCCUCAAAUGUUAAUAGCAGAAAAUUACAAUAGUCCAAAUUGAAAACAUCCCAACUGUGUAUUAACGAAUUACUUGAUAAACAAAUAAGGUAUGUCCAUACAAUGGACAAGUAUUCAGUCAUGAAGGGAAAUGAAGUGUUUAUGUUUGCUAUGUGAUAAUCCUUGAAAACAUUAUGCUAAGUGAAAGUAUCCAAUUAGAAAGACCAUGUAUUUUAUAGGCCUUUAUGUGGAGUAUCCAGAUGAGAUAAACCUGUAAGAAGCAAAAAGUAGAUUUGGCAUUGCCUGGAGCUAGAAUUUUGGGAGAAAAUUGAAUUGGUAAGGUCAGAUACUGCUAAAUAGUACAGAAUUUUUGGGGGGUUUGAUAAAAAUGUUCUGCUGUUGUUGUGGUUGUGAUUGUAUACAUAGCAUAUACAAAUAAAACCCUUUGUUUUGU